UAAAUAAAAAUAUAUGGUUUAAUUGUAUGAUAUGCGUAAUAUUUCAGAUUAAAUAAGCAUUUCAAAUAUUUGUUAAGUAUUCUUUUCUUUAGUGUAUAUCCGUAUAAAAAUUAAAAUAUAGUUCCGCGCAGUUGAUAUUAUUGUUUGUAAACAGGUCUGCUAAUCCUCUUAGGGAUAAACGAUGUCUUUAACUGGCCAGGGUUAGGGAUUUGAAUGUUAUUGAAAUGUUAGGCGCGCAAAGAUCGGAUGUGUCGCUGUAUCUCUAUCAGACGAUUCAGUUUUGAUGCAUGGUGACAUUUGAAAACUCCUUCACUUAUCUCAUCUGAGCAUUUCCUGAAGUUUUUCCUCAUGCCGUCUGUUCACGUUAAUCCGCCCUUCUUAGGCUUUAACAUAUUGUAUAUUACUCAGGCGUUUUCAUGAGUUUAAAAGUCUUCGAUUGAACUUUCGAAUCAAUAAGAUGGAUUUCCAUGCUGCAAUGGAGACCUUCGCUGAGGCAUGGGUGGCUGCGAACACCCCGACAGCUGUCAAUGCAAGCGAGAUUCCCCAAGCUGCACCUGCAGAGGAAAUACCUUCACAAAUUCAGAUGGAGCAAAGAAUAAAAAAGAAGAGCAACACCAAUUUCCCUGGCCAGGGGCUGGCUGCGACUGCUGCAACUGGAGUGAAAUCUUUGCCAAUCCAUUGUGUCAUUGAACAAACAAGUGGACCUUUGACCUUUGAACCAGAUAACACUGCCACCUAUAGUGUAGAACUGGACACCUACGCCAUACUUCCAUGUACUACCCUGUUUACGGAGCUUGUUCGGACAGCCCUUAUCAAGCUUGGUUACAACGCAAAUGAGGCCAUGAAUGCUAAAGGUGCUAUUCAGAUUAAGAAUUGGAAGCCGCUGAGUUUUACCUCCAUAACAGAAGACAGCAAGACUACCAUAGAGGACAUUUUGGGUGAUCUGACUCAGACUGCUAAACUCCGCAUUCGACUCUGCAGCUCGACUAAACUCAGCUCAACAGAUGAGAUUAAAGGGAAGUUACUCCAGCUACUACUUACCCAAUCUCAUGGCAUCCUCAUGAGCUCAGGCUGCCCUAUUGAAAAAGAUUUGUUGGCAUCCUUGAGUAAAGGAGACAGCUUUUCACAUCUGCCUCUAGAAAUCAGAAAGUCCUUUGACAAGUGGUACCAAGACCUGCAGAAACACAGUGAGGAGACCAGGCAAUCUAACGCCUCUACUCCUGAAAAGAACCCGCCAUCUCCUCAAAGGGAACAACAAAGUUUUAUGACAAACCAUACCCCACUUCAUGGUAAAACCAGAAUGAGAACUUCAUUUGAUCCAGAGCAUGAAAUUCCCCGUCUGCAGAAAUGGUUUUCAGAAAACCAGCAUCCUCCAAGGGAAGUCAUGAUCAAAUACUUAGAGGAGCUGAAUUCCCUGGAUUCAAGAAAAGGAAGAAGACCUUUGGAUCUGACCAACAUCAUUUACUGGUUUAAAAAUGCCAGAGCAGCUCAUAGGAGGGCUUCAAAGUGCUUUGAUGGUGACAACUCGUUUGAGGGUGAUGAAGUCGCAGAUGAAAAUACUAAUGUUCCAGAUAAUGGUUGUUUCAUGGGUACAAGAGGUCUUCCUUACAUGUUACCCUAUCCGUUCCAGGGUAUUUAUGGUCCCCAUGAUAUAUUAGGAGAUGCUCUGAAAGAGCCUUGUGACCUCUCCCAAGCAGGUCAAAGAGCAAGGAUGAAUAAUAGCUUAAAGAGAGAAGAUGAAGUAGAUCAUGCAAGUAAAGCUAACACUGAGAAAACGGGAACAGAAUCAAAAUGUUCUGAUGCAGAUGUGGAUAAAUCGGAUGAUGACAGAAGCAUUGAGGGACAGGAGGUUUCAGUCAAAAAAGAAAACGCUGCUUCAUCUGAUGGUGAAAAGACUUCAGAAGUAGGGGAUGCACCUUACCUGCCAAACAGGAAUGCUGUGUACAUUCUGCCUCACCAAUAUAGCCAGUAUAAAAACAGCCAUGCUGAUGAUGAAGACGAACCAAGGGAACCUUGUGAUUUGUCAAAUUCAUAUAAAUCUAGUCAAGUGAAGAAGGAACAAUUGGACACCUCUAACAAUAACAGGAAGAGAAAGAAUUUAUCAGAUGAUGAGCAGGAGAAAGAAAACUCAAAUGGCAAGGCAGAUUCAGUCAAUAAGUAUAAUACUGAGAGACGGAGGUCCUCGCAAGAUUAUCCAAGUCACUUCAGUCGCUCAAGCAAUGGAAAUUCAGAUGUUUUUCACUCGGGAUCUGAUGAAGAUGACAUAGAGUCAGAUAUAGAUGACAGCCAGUCCUACGCAGGGUCAGAAUCUAGUCAUGAAGCUAAAGAUGGUGUCCUUACAAGGGAAGGCCAUAUGGGCAAUUACAAUGCAAGUGCACUCUCACGACUGCAGCAGCAACAUGGUGCAGCAGGAUUACAUCAACCACUUCACAUUCCCCAUUUUCCUCAUCCCCUGGCCAUGACUUAUUUUCCCAUGAACAGUCAUUUUCUACAGCAGACGACACGAUACCAACAACAGCAGAAUUCACAAGCCAUGUCUAGUGACGAAUCUCCUACUGAUCAUCACAUUAAGUCAGGCAGCCUGAGCUCAUCUCAUCGCAAGCGUAGAACAAGAGUAUUCAUAGACCCCAUGUCUGAGAUACCCAAACUAGAGAAGUGGUUUGCAGAAGAUACCCAUCCAUCUUCCUAUAUGAUAGACAAAUACUGUGAAGAAUUGAACAAGUCCGAGUAUCGCCAAAAGUUCCCAAAGUUAGAGGCCAAAAAUGUACAACUGUGGUUCAAAAAUCACAGGGCCAAAGUAAAGCGGAUGAGGGUGUCUUCUGUGGACUUGCACGGAAUGGAAUAUAGAAUGGAAAAAUGUUGAGAUAUUUUAUAUUCAGUUUACCACUUAAUAUAAGGUCUACACUUGCAUAUUUCAUGGAUACAGUCUGUCAGAAUGCUACACUUUUAUUUUUGCUAUGGAGGCAUGGAGAAAAAUUUGUUUUGCAAAUAUACAGUUUAUGUGAAAGAUUGAAGGAAAACCUGCUAAUUUCUCUGGAGAAAAAUACUACUUUUGGUAAACAUAUCAGGUAUCUCUGUAAAUGUCAGCCGUAUCCCCAGUUUGCACUUGUUGAGGAUGAGUGAUAUAAUAGAUAAAAUUUGUUAUUAUCAUUUGAAAUGUCAGGUUGUAUGUUUUCAUUGUAGUGGUAAUUAUGUUAAAGAUAUUAUUCUAAUAUCCUUCCCCAUGCAAGUACAUGUUUAUCAUCUGGGAUUAUUUACAAUUCUCAUGAAACUACAGCAUAAUUUUUUGUUUUCAGAUUGAAAAUUCAUAUUAUACAAUGAGUAUAUUGUACAAAGAACUAUGGGUCUAUAGACCGAUAUUGUUAAUUUAUAGAACCUUUGUAAUUUUUUUGUUAGCAAUGAUGAUCUUUUAUUACAUGUAGUUUACAUAUUGUUCUGUGUGGUUGAAGGUGCUAUUUAGGAAAAAAAAUCUGAAUCAUGUUUUUAACAUUUUAACUUUUUUUAUUUCAAGGAUUGCUUUCAUAACAUCACUGCCCUCAAAUUAGCAAUGUGAAAGUUCAUAUUGAUGCAUUUAUUAAUCAAAGAAAAUGUGUUGCAUUUUAAUUUCUUCAGAUAAUACGCAUGUAAACCAGUACAACAUCUUGACUUAUCUACUUACACUUAAGUUUUAUAAUUUUGAUUUUAAAUUGAAUAUUGUUUUUAUCAUUUUAAAUGACAUAGCUACAUGGUAUCAGCCCAUUUAUUCGCUGUUCUUCAUUAACAGUUUCCAAGAGACCAAGUCGAUACUCACAUUGAGAAUUCAUGCAGGGGAUAAUUUUUACAAUGUGAGCUUUAAGCUUUAUCUUACCAUAGCUAAACAGGGUACAGAAAAAUGUUUUUAAAAAUCUGCUAAACUUGUUUCAUUUUACAUUCCAGUUGACAAAACCAAAUUAGGUUGCUCCAUCGGCAGAGAGAAUAAAUAUAGCAUUACGACAUUCUCUUUUUAUUAUGAUAACAGGUGUCACCUAUGUCACCUAAAAUAGAACUUCAAAUGCCUGAAUCUGGCUUUAAAAGAGUUUGGAAUAUUUGGACUGUUUGGAAUUUUUCCCAGCACUUGCUGAUUAGUGCAACUAUACUUUUUCUUAUUGACAAAGACAUGUUGUCUGCAUAUCAAAUAUAUGUAUAUUUUGGUUAUAAAUAUUUUAUUAGAAUACUUCAUCAAGCUCUAAUCACACAUUUUCAUUGUUUGUAAAAGAUUUUACUAGAUAUUAUGAUGAAGUUAACAGCUGCUUACUGAAUACAAAAAUGCAUGUCAGGGGUGUGGAUUUUCCUCAUUUCAGAGGAAAUCCUCUGAUUGGCUCAAUUUUUGAAAACAUGAAACACUCUGGAUUUGAUCUAAGGUGACAGAAAAUGAUAUUUUUCAAGGUAAGAUGGGGUGUUUUCCUCCCUUUUUGACCAGUUUUCCUCUGAUUUCUGAGGAAUUUAGUUACAGCCCUGAUAUGUGAAUAUCAACUAAGAAAAGCAGGAAAUCUCCCAUGUUUCAUUGAAAUUGUUAAGUCCAUAUUAACAACAAAUCUCUAGCUCUCUCUUCAUUCUCUUUCCAAGAUAAUGUUUGAAUAAUUAUGAGUAACAACACACCACUCUGUGGCAAUUUGAUUGGGCGUUUUGCAUUAGAAAUUGUGUGUUUUACUGGGCCCAAUGUUAUGAUUUCCAUUCUUAGCAUGUUUAAAAAUACGUCAAUAACAUCUCCAUAUCGAUAAGUGAUUGGUGAGAGUUUACUCUAUGUAUUCUUAUAUGCUAAGUUUAAUUUUACUUUGGGUAUACUUUAAAAGUUAGUAAUUUUGAAAAUUACGUUUUACACUUUUGCAAAUAAUAUUUUACUUGUGACAUUUUAAAAUUGAAUUCAGCCAUGUAGACAGUAAAUACGUGUAAGGGAAUUAUUAAGUUUAUAAGGAUAGAAUCUUUCCUUUCAUUAUUUUUCAUAGAUUAGAUCCUGGUGAAGUAUUCCAGUGGAAAAGUUGUACUUAAAAUUUGAAAGCUUCCUGUUUGCAUGAUUUCUGUAAGAACCGCUUCACACAGACGUCAGAUGAGGGAUUCAUUUGUAUACCUUUCACUUUUAGGCUUCAAUUAUCUUGCUUUUACUAGUGUUCUCAGUCACCGUGUAAUAAUUAUUUGUACUCAAACAAGCAUUGCCUUUCUGAUUAUUUAACAGUUUAGGUGUUUGUGUAGUUUCAAUGAAUAUAUAGUCUUUUUAACCUUUUUUAUGAUGAUUAAUUUUCAUGAAGUAAACUUAUCAUGCAUUGAAUAUUCUGUAAAUGCUCAUAAAAUACCUCAGAAUUUUGAGAUUCUUUUGGGGGAAAAAAAAGUAACCUGAUUUAAAAGAAAAAAAAUUCACUGAAUGAUGAAAAGAUUUUGACUUGUGUAAUUACAUCAUGUUUCAUUAAUUUUGUAUGUAGAUUUAUUCAUGCAGAAGCCAAGAAAUUCUACCUUCCGCUCCCAAGAAAUCAGAUAUCAUACAGUUAUUUUACAUAUCUAUGAUUUGAAAGAAAAAAAUAUUGAUUAUCCUCCCAGUUGUUAUGUUGUGCUCAAUUUUAUUUGACUUGUUGAGUUUUUAAACGAGUCCAUUUUCUUCUUUUUUUCUGACAACAGUGUUUAUUUUCUCACUGAGCUCUACACCACGAUGCCAGUUUUUCAAGUGCGACAGAAAUUGGCGAAUAAAAAAAUCAUACGAUUUUGAAAUUUUAGUCUCUAAACAUUCCAUUGAAAUUUGAAAAGAGAAUUUAUUUAUGGAGAUUUAUUGUCAGCAAGUUUAUUUUUACAAUAGGUUAUUAAAAUCAGAAAAGUAACGAGGUUAAUACAUGAUUUGGUGACUUAGGUUUUAUGUUUUCGUAAGGUCAGUAUUAAUUUUUGAGGAGGGCUUUUUAUGAGAUGGAGCAUAAAUGUACCAAACAUACCGAAUUUUGUUAAUUAUGUAUUAGUAAGUGCUAUAAUCAAUAUUAUAUAACAUUUUCAAUCAAAUUAUGUAAUAAUUGUGAGUGAUUGUCUUAAUUUAGUCUACCGAAUGACUUCUUAUUUUUUUAAGUUCUUAGAUCUAUAAUUUAUUUUAUUUUAUUUGUGUAUUUAUUGUAAUGAUUACUAUUGUAUUUUUAUUUGCUACCGAAUUGUUAUUUAAGGGGACUCGCAACAUUCAAGCAUUGGACACAUGUACAAUUCUAUGUAUUCUUUUGAUAUACUGUAGUUUUUAAAACAACCAAUAUGAAUAACUCCGUCUUUCUUUCUUUCUUUUGUUAUUUAAAGAAACUUAAUUUUUUAAAGAGAUUUAAGUAUAUGUGCAAUUUUGUUCGUAAUUGCAUAUACAUUUGAAAAUUUAAUCUGUCAUCAAUUUUUAUAAUCCAUCUCAAAAUACACUCUGAUAUGUACAUGGAUAAUGAAAAAAGAUGUAAUUUGAUUGAGUCUCCACGAAAGCUUUUGUUUUACUCACCCUGUCUUACUGCAGUCCAAGUCAAACCUGUUACUCUCAAGUGCUGAAAAAAAAGUAAAAAAAAAAAAAAGUUUAAAUAUUGUUAACAGGUUAGUUUAAAAGGGUUAUGGGCAAUAGAUUUAAUGUCUUAACAUUUAUGACUUUGUUCUACUCAAUUUUGUUCUUGAUUCCUUGGAUAGGAAUGUGUUCAUGAUUUGUUAUUGGGAAUUUAUUGUGGAUCAUUAUAUACGUCCACACAAAAUGUGCAUCUAUGGUGGUUGUUUGUAGAACCCAUUUUAUUAGCUGUGUUUUGCCUUAUUUGUAGUUCAGAUAUUGUAGAAUAUCAUCUUUUUUGUUGACUCUAUAAUUUAUAGAGACAUUUUUUUUUUCCUUUGUUAGUAACUGUAAAAUUAUGAAAGGUAGUAGGUAUUCUAUGUUAAAUUCAGGUGGAAUUUCAUGUAUAUCUUUAUGUAUGUGAUCUUUUUACAUUACAUGUAUGUUGCAUUCUGACGCAGAACUGAGAACGAACAAAAGAAAGGAUUUAUAUGGAUAACUUGUUAAUUAUGCACUGAGAUUAAAUCUUUUGUUCUUAACAAUAGUUGCCUUUGCAUUUCAUUAUCAGGAAUUUUAUACAAAAAAGUACAGAAGCCAAAAAUUUGUUGUUAUGUCAAAUAUAUGCAAUAAAAAUAUGAUCGUCAGA
Molecule: messenger RNA, 7139 nt
Organism: Ostrea edulis (European flat oyster)
Lineage: Eukaryota; Metazoa; Mollusca; Bivalvia; Ostreida; Ostreidae
Exons: 6
Coding region: 458-2863 (801 amino acids)
Biological process (GO): regulation of transcription by RNA polymerase II; chromatin remodeling
Molecular function (GO): RNA polymerase II cis-regulatory region sequence-specific DNA binding; DNA-binding transcription factor activity, RNA polymerase II-specific
Source: RefSeq, a predicted model, not a curated record